Molecule: messenger RNA, 3906 nt
Organism: Striga hermonthica
Lineage: Eukaryota; Viridiplantae; Streptophyta; Magnoliopsida; Lamiales; Orobanchaceae
Source: the annotation of a GenBank genome assembly
AUGGUGUUCAAGGGCAGAUUUUUUUCCUCCAAGAAGUCAGACACUUCGAGCCCCGAUGGAUCCUCCAACAGCCCUCGAUCUCUCGGCUCCAACAACUCCAAUUCGCCGAUCCGAUCCGACAAGAAAAAGCCCAAAUCUCUGUCGCCGUCCGUUUCCAAGGACAGCUCCCCGGCCGCCGCCUCCGGGUCCCCCGCCGCCAGUACUCCGACGAGCGCCGCCCGGAGCAUCCUGAAGAAGAAAGGCUCCUCCAAGGGCAAGGAGGCGCUCGGUCUGGCCAAACCCGCUUCCAAAAUCUCCACCUCAUCCUUAUCCUCGUCCAAGUUGAAGAAAUCAGACGAGUCAGCACCUCCGGCGGCGGCUCAGCCGUCGCCUCUGUCCAUGUCGCCGAUAGUGGCGUCGUCUUUAGGGCUGAACAAAAUAAAGACGAGAUCGGGGCCGCUGCCCCAGGAGAGUUUCUUCAAUUUUGGUGGUCGAGAGAAAGGAGUAGGGUUAGGCGCCAGUAAUCUGUCCAGGCCAUUUGGGGCCAUUGGCGGCGCUGAUGGUAAUUCGGGUGGUAAGAAGAAGAAUCUUGAGAAUGCGGAUAAUGGGAGCAAUUCAGACAGCAUGUCGACUGAAAGCGGGGCAUCGAGGGAUCAGAGCCCGCAUGUGUUCCAGGCUCAAGAACGUUCGCGGCUGCAAAAUGCUGAAUCUUCAUCUGGGCCUAAUGGGCAAUUUGAUUCAUCAUGGGGUGAUUCUGUUGUUCCCAGUAAUUCUGAUGCAUGUACUCCAGAGAUGAAGACAUCGUAUGACUGUGAGAAUCCAAAAGAGUCAGAAUCUCCGCGCUUUCAAGCCAUACUCCGUGUGACAAGUGCCCCUCGGAAAAGGUUUCCUGGUGAUAUUAAAAGUUUCUCUCAUGAAUUGAACUCAAAAGGUGUCCGACCUUACCCUUUUUGGAAACCUAGAAGGUUGAAUAACGUUGAGGAGAUAUUAACUAUGAUCCGGACAAAAUUUGACAAAGCAAAGGAGGAAGUAGAUUCCGACCUGCAUAUCUUUGCAGCAGAUCUAGUUGGAAUCCUAGAAAAGAAUGCAGAUAAUACUCCAGACUGGCAGGAGAAAAUAGAGGACUUGCUCAUCCUAGCUAGGAGCUGUGCUAUGAGUACCCCAGGAGAAUUUUGGCUCCAAUGUGAAGGCAUAGUGCAAGAGCUGGACGAUAGGCGUCAAGAGCUUCCAAUGGGCAUGUUAAAGCAGCUCCACACGCGAAUGCUUUUUAUACUCACCAGAUGCACUCGACUGUUACAGUUUCACAAGGAAAGUGGGUUGGCUGAGGACGAGCAUGUUUUUCAUCUUCGACAGUCACUUCAGCCUCCAUCAAAGCAAGCCCCUUCAGGACCAGGAAAAGAAGGGAAGACGGCAGUAGACACGAAAUCUGUGCUGGUGCCCUGUACAAGGAAGUCAUACAGUCAAGAGCAAUCGGAUUGGAAAAAUGACCGAAUGGGAACCGGAAGUUCUCUUGUUUCACCUUUUGAAACCACGAAAAGCUCAGAAUCGAAAUCGGGUCGGAAUCGGAUGGCAUCUUGGAAGAAGUUUCCUACUCCCUCUGGAAAGAGCCCAAAAGAAGCUGUUGUCAAAGUUAAGGAAGAGCAAGGUGACAGUAUCACAUUAGCCUCACGAAUGUUAGAAAAUCAAAGAGAGAACAGUGAUGGUUAUCUGGCUAAUGCAAAGGCACCCGAGCUUCCUCCCUCUAAAGACACGCAUGGGCCAGCUGUGAUGCCAAAACACCAGCACAAAGUUUCGUGGGGCUAUUGGGGUGAUCAGCCUAGUGUAACCGAUGAGAGCUCAAUAAUAUGCCGCAUUUGUGAAGAGGAGGUCCCGACUUUACAUGUCGAGGACCAUUCUAGGGUAUGUGCUAUUGCCGACAGGUGUGAUCAGCAGGGUCUUAGGGUGAACGAGCGCCUCAUGAGGAUUGCCGACACUCUUGAAAAGCUGAUGGAAUCGUAUUCAACCAAGGACAUGCAACAUGUUGCCGGGAGUCCAGAUGGCGCUAAAGUAUCAAACUCGAGCGUGACUGAGGAGUCGGAACUCGUUUCUCCCAAAUUUAGCGAUUGGUCCCGAAGAGGGUCUGAGGACAUGCUGGACUGUUUGCCGGAGGCAGAUAACAAUAUUGCCAUGGAUGAUAUGAAAGUUUUGCCGUCCAUGUCGUGCAGAACUAGGUUUGGCCCAAAGUCUGAUCAUGGGAUGACCACAUCAUCGGCAGGCAGCAUGACUCCAAGGUCACCAUUGAUGACGCCAAAGAUGAGCCCGAUUGACUUGUUUCUGUCUGGAAAAGGCUCUUUGGCUGAACAUGGGGAUCUUCCUCAGAUGAAUGAACUUGCUGAUAUCGCUAGAUGUGUAGCAAAUACACCUCUGGAUGAUGAUCGGUCUCUGCAGUAUCUUCUAUCUUGCCUUGAAGAUUUGAAAGUUGUCGUAGAUCGACGAAAGUUCGACUCGCUGACAGUAGAAACAUUCGGAGCUCGUAUAGAGAAACUGAUCAGGGAAAAGUAUUUACAACUGUGUGAAAUGGUAGAUGAUGACAAGGUUGAUAUAACCAGCACUGUAAUUGAUGAAGAUGCCCCUUUGGAAGAUGAUGUUCUACGCAGCCUAAGGAGUAGCCCUGUUCACUCUUCCAAAGACCGUACAUCAAUAGAUGACUUUGAAAUUAUAAAACCAAUUAGCCGUGGGGCAUUUGGUCGGGUGUUCUUGGCGAAAAAGAGGACAACUGGAGAUUUGUUUGCAAUAAAGGUUCUUAAGAAAGCGGAUAUGAUACGUAAGAAUGCUGUAGAGAGUAUUUUGGCCGAACGUGAUAUCCUGAUAUCUGUUCGCAAUCCUUUUGUGGUACGCUUCUUUUACUCAUUCACCUGUCGCGAAAAUUUAUAUCUUGUGAUGGAGUACUUGAACGGAGGAGAUCUUUAUUCAUUAUUGAGAAAUCUAGGGUGCUUAGAUGAGGAGGUUGCUCGUGUAUAUAUUGCCGAAGUUGUGCUUGCUUUGGAGUAUUUGCAUUCUCUUCGCGUGGUUCAUCGUGAUCUGAAGCCUGAUAAUUUGUUGAUUGCACAUGAUGGACAUAUCAAGUUGACAGACUUUGGGCUAUCAAAAGUGGGUCUUAUCAACAGCACUGAUGAUUUGUCGGGUCCGGCUGUUAGCGGAACAUCGUUAAUGGAAGAAGACGAACCGCCAUUAUCUGCAUCAGAGCAUCAGAAAGAAAGGCGUAAGAAACGUUCAGCUGUGGGCACACCAGACUACUUGGCACCAGAGAUUCUUCUAGGAACUGGGCAUGGAUUUACUGCUGAUUGGUGGUCGGUGGGUGUUAUUCUAUUUGAAUUGAUUGUCGGCAUCCCACCAUUCAAUGCCGAGCAUCCUCAGAAAAUAUUUGAGAACAUUCUCAAUCGGAAGAUUCCCUGGCCUCGAGUUCCUGAAGAAAUGAGCCCUGAAGCAUAUGAUUUAAUUGAUCGGCUACUAACUGAAGAUCCUAACCAGCGGCUCGGAGCUGUGGGUGCUUCUGAGGUCAAGCAGCACCCAUUUUUUCGAGAUAUUAACUGGGAUACUCUUGCUAGGCAGAAGGCUGCUUUUGUCCCUGCAUCAGAGAGUGCAAUGGACACUAGUUAUUUCACAAGUCGUUUCUCAUGGAAUCCCUCAGACGAGCAUGUUUAUGCUGGCAGUGAAUUCGAAGAUUCCAGUGAAAAUGGCAGCUUAAGUGGUAGCAGCAGUUGCAGCAACAAGCAAGAUGAAGUGGGAGAUGAAUGUGCGGGGCUCGCGGAAUUUGACACGAGCUCUGAUAUCAAUGACUCCUUUAGUAAUUUCUCUUUUAAGAAUCUUUCCCAGCUCGCCUCUAUCAACUACGACCUGCUCACGAAGGGCUGGAAAGACGAUCCACCUUCAAAUUCAAAUACAUAA